This is a messenger RNA of Spathaspora passalidarum NRRL Y-27907, 1593 nucleotides long. RefSeq names its product serine/threonine protein kinase. The record is from RefSeq and is a predicted model, not a curated record. The coding region runs from base 36 to 1553 and encodes 505 amino acids. Gene Ontology annotation, biological process: regulation of mRNA processing; spliceosomal complex assembly; protein phosphorylation. NCBI's taxonomy places the organism in Eukaryota, Fungi, Ascomycota, Pichiomycetes, Serinales, Debaryomycetaceae. The transcript has a single exon. Gene Ontology annotation, molecular function: protein kinase activity; ATP binding.
UCACACAUAAAGGUCCCAAUGGAAUCCAUGUAGUUAUGGUAUUUGAAGUAUUAGGAGAAAACUUGUUGGGAUUAAUUAGACGGUAUAAGCAUAGGGGUAUUCCAAUAGUGUUUGUUAAACAAAUUGCUAAGCAAUUAUUAGCAGCUUUAGAUUUUUUGCAUCGAAGUUGUGGAGUUAUUCAUACCGAUUUGAAACCAGAAAAUAUUUUGAUUGAAAUUGGUGAUGUUGAAGCAAUUGUACGAAUUGUAGAACGAGAAGAUAUGAAACGCAAAUUACAACGCAAGUUGCUGAAACUUUCUAACAAUUCCAAGAAAUCUUCUCCAUUAAAUUCAUACCAAGACCAUACCUUAUUAUCAUCAAGUUCAGCCGCAAGAAUACUUACACCAACCCAUUCUGCAACCACCAUGAAUUCAAAUUCUCCUUCGUUGGGUAGAAGCAGAAGAACAAGAAGAUCAAACACUUUGAUCACUGGUUCACAACCAUUGCCUUCACCAUUAAGAAGUUUCAAUAAAUCAUUUACAAAUGUAUACGGAUUAUCUUCAACCACAGCAAAUACACCUAUUAGAACUGUAACCGUGCCAACUUCUUCCAACAUUGCGGCCUUUGGUUCCAUGGGUAAUUCAUCAAUUCCCCAUUCAACAGUAGAAGAAGAAUCGCCACAACCUCAAGCGAACGAAGAAGGAGCGUCCCUUGACAAUUCACUUUCAUCAAUGUCAAUUAACAACAGUUAUCAACCAAAUGUUGAUCCAGUCAAGAUCCCAACAAUGGAUUCCGGUAGCAUGUACAGCAGUAGUAUCAACAACAAUGCCACCACCAACGAUAUAAUCAUAAACGAAGACGAGUUAAUUUCAGUAAAGAUUGCUGAUUUAGGUAAUGCAUGUUGGACUACCCAUCAUUUCACCGAUGAGAUUCAAACAAGACAAUAUCGAUCACCCGAGGUAAUCUUAGGAUAUCAUUGGGGUGCACUGAGUGAUUUAUGGUCAUUUGCAUGUCUUAUAUUUGAAUUAUUAACCGGAGAUUACCUUUUUGAUCCACGAGAUGGGAAAACGUAUUCGAAAGAUGAUGACCAUAUUGCCCAGAUUAUAGAAUUGAUUGGCCCAUUCCCACGAGAAAUGUUAAAGGAGAGUUAUUACUCUCAUGAGUUUUUCAAUCUGAGAGGAGAAUUACGUCGAAUAGUCAAACUUAAACCAUGGAGUUUGAAAGAUGUCUUGAGUGAAAAAUACAAGUUUUCCAUCAGUGAUGCUAUUGAAAUCGCCGAUUUCUUGAGACCCAUGUUGGAAAUACAACCUGAGAAAAGAGCUGAUGCCGGUGGGAUGAUCAAUCAUAGUUGGUUAGGUGAUGUAUUAGGGUUGGAGAAUGUGGUGUUGGAAAGACCUGUGGGUGGGUCUGGUGAAGAUAUCCCAGGUUGGUCAAAGGAAGUUACUGCUACUAAUACUACUACUACUGCUACAUCCAUGCCUGGUAAAUCUAUAUCACCACUGGUUAUACCUAUGUCUGGAGUCAAUGCGAAUGCUACAUCUGGGAACAACAAUGGGAAUUUCUAUUAUCAGUAGAAUAUAUUCUAUAGUAAUAAAGGUUAAACAGUGAUAUUUU